Messenger RNA from Alligator sinensis (Chinese alligator), 6987 nucleotides. It is a transcript of the gene AMPD3, whose product is annotated as adenosine monophosphate deaminase 3. The transcript is spliced from 15 exons. Gene Ontology annotation, biological process: IMP salvage; AMP metabolic process. Gene Ontology annotation, cellular component: cytosol. Lineage: Eukaryota; Metazoa; Chordata; Crocodylia; Alligatoridae. Gene Ontology annotation, molecular function: AMP deaminase activity. The coding region runs from base 86 to 2419 and encodes 777 amino acids. The record is from RefSeq and is a predicted model, not a curated record.
CAGAAGAUAAGGAGCGCGCCGGCGCUGAGUCACGGCGGCCGGGCCGCCGCGACGAGUGGCCUGGACCGAGACGCCGGCCGGCGAGAUGCCUCGACAAUUUCCAAAGCUGAACAUUUCUGAAGUUGAUGAACAGGUGCGGCUUCUGGCGGAGAAGGUGUUUGCUAAAGUUCUCCGAGAAGAAGACAGCAAAGAUGCCUUGUCACUGUUCAGUGUGCCUGAAGACUGUCCUAUUGGGCAGACAGAGGCUAAGGAAAGAGAACUGCAGAAGGAGUUGGCAGAACAACAGUCUCUGGAGACAGCCAAAAGGAAGAAGAGUUUCAAGAUGAUUCGGUCCCAGUCCUUGUCAUUACAAAUUCCAAACCAAGAGGGAAAGGCACCAUCAAACACUUCAUUUCUGUCUCCUGCAACUCCAGUUGUUCCAGGUGCUUUUCAGCAAGUCCCAGUGCCAUACAAUGUACCAGAAUUUCAGAGAGUUGCAAUUAGUGGGGAUUACUGUGCAGGGGUUACAGUUGAUGAUUAUGAACAGGCUGCCAAGAGCCUGGUGAAAGCUCUACUCAUUCGAGAGAAGUAUUCACGUCUUGCCUACCAUCGCUUUCCAAGGACGACAUCACAGUAUUUGUGUACUAUGCAAGAUGAAAACUGGAAGAUCGAAGAUGAAGUAUGUCCAGAUUUCCAUCCUCCCCCAAAAGAACUAGAAGAUCCUUAUAACCUUGAUGAUGCUCCAGACAACUUGGAUUAUGUUGUCAAGAUGAAAGGAGGCAUUCCAUUUGUUUAUGACAACAAAGAAAUGAUGGGACUGAACGAGCCUCAGAGCUUGCCGUAUCCUGACCUGGAGACCUACACGCUUGACCUCAGCCAUGUUCUUGCUCUCAUUGCAGAUGGUCCAACAAAAACAUAUUGCCAUCGAAGGCUGAAUUUUUUAGAAUCUAAAUUCAGUUUACACGAGAUGUUAAAUGACAUGUCUGAAUUCAAAGAACUGAAGAGUAAUCCCCAUCGGGACUUUUAUAAUGUGAGAAAGGUGGAUACUCAUAUCCAUGCUGCUGCCUGCAUGAAUCAGAAACAUUUGCUGAGGUUUAUUAAGCAUACUUACCAAACAGAAUCAAACAGGAUUGUUGCAGAGAAAAAAGGCAAGAAACUGACAUUAAAGCAGGUGUUUGAAAGCCUUCACAUGGACCCUUAUGACCUCACAGUAGAUUCGUUAGAUGUCCAUGCAGGUCGCCAAACAUUUCACCGUUUUGAUAAAUUUAAUUCCAAAUACAAUCCAGUUGGUGCCAGUGAGCUAAGGGACUUGUAUUUGAAAACUGAGAACUACAUUGGUGGUGAAUACUUUGCUCGUAUGGUCAAGGAAGUAGCCGGUGAACUAGAAGACAGUAAAUAUCAGUACACGGAACCUCGGUUAUCCAUUUAUGGACGGUCUCCAGUUGAAUGGCAGAACUUAGCGAAGUGGUUCAUUAAACACAAGGUUUAUUCACCUCACAUGCGCUGGAUAAUUCAGAUUCCCAGAAUUUAUGAUAUAUUUAGGUCAAAGAAUCUGCUGCCUACUUUUGGGAAGAUGUUAGAAAACAUUUUCUUACCCCUGUUUGAGGCAACCAUCAAUCCCAAAGACCACAAAGAGCUGCACCUCUUCCUCAAAUAUGUAACCGGCUUUGACAGUGUUGAUGAUGAGUCCAAACAUAGUGGCCACAUGUUCUCUGACAAGAGUCCUAGCCCAGAUGCCUGGACCAGUGAAAGAAAUCCUCCAUAUAGUUAUUAUUUGUAUUACAUGUAUGCCAACAUCAUGUUGCUUAACAACCUUAGAAAGGAGAGAGGCAUGUCUACCUUCUUGUUUAGGCCUCAUUGUGGAGAAGCUGGGUCAAUCACUCAUUUGGUAUCAGCCUUUCUGACAGCUGACAAUAUUUCUCAUGGACUACUCUUGAAGAAGAGUCCAGUUCUCCAGUAUCUUUAUUAUCUUGCACAAAUCCCUAUUGCCAUGUCUCCACUUAGCAACAACAGCCUAUUUCUAGAAUAUUCAAAAAGUCCACUCCGGGAGUUUCUGCAUAAGGGACUUCAUGUUUCUCUCUCUACAGAUGAUCCUAUGCAAUUCCAUUAUACAAAGGAAGCCCUUAUGGAGGAAUAUGCCAUAGCAGCUCAAGUGUGGAAACUGAGCACUUGUGACCUGUGUGAAAUAGCAAGAAACAGUGUACUACAAAGUGGAUUGUCUGAUAAGGAGAAACAAAAAUUCUUGGGAAUAGAUUAUUGUAAAGAAGGGCCUGAAGGAAAUGACAUUCGAAAGACAAAUGUUGCACAGAUUCGAAUGGCUUUCAGGUAUGAGACACUGUGCAAUGAGCUUAGUUUCCUGUAUGAUGCUAUGAAAUCAGAAGCAAUUACGGCUUUAUCGCAACAGUCACAGCACCAAGAAAAAAGCCAGUUUUGCUCCUGACCGGAUUUAUUACCAACUGCUUUCUUAAUAUUGAAUCGUCUCUGUCUGAGAGACGCUAAGAUGGAACUGUUUGAACAACACCAAGAAGUAAAAUAUCCAUGGGAGAGGGAGCUGAACAGCAUUCGAAGGAAUCUUCUACACUUUACAGUUAUGUAGUGUUGGUUUCUACAGCCAUUAUGCUUUAGAUAUCAGAUGCAAGCUCAGAACUCUGUAAUCAUUUGUGCUACAUACUGCCUUUAAAUUGUACUCUGCAUUGUAGUUUAAAAACCCUAACAUAUUGUUGAUAUUGCUUGCAUCUGUGGUAUUCUACUGUAAACGCAAGAUGCAUGAAGACAACAGAUGCUGGUAGUACACAUGCAACUGAUUUUGUCAUGCUGGGUGUCAGUGACAGUCACAGCUAACAACACUUAAAUUUCAGCCCCUGGUUUGUUAGAAGAUUUUAGGAUGCACAAAAUUUAGAUGAGCACUUCUAUUCAUUUUGUAAAAUAUUAUGUGGCACUCACCAGUCUUUACAUAAAAUAUUAAACAGUGAUCUGAAGGGGAAGAGAGAUCAUUACCAGACAAUUAUUGCACAUCUUUUUAGGAUUACAAAUCAUUUAUCGUAUUAUUAUUACCUAGCACUUGGGGUAGAGAUGGGAAGAAACACAGAAGAUAAAUGCUGUUUCCUAAUGAAAACAGAAAAAUCAGUGUAAAAAUAUUGUACAUCAUAGUACUACAAAGUGACUUUUGAAGUUGUAGCUUCAUUAAGAAAGCAUGCCUUGAAAGUGGAGAACAAUUUUUUUUUUUUUUUUUUGCUUGCUUUGUUACCAAAGAGAGUAGGUAUGUCCUGUGUUCGUUAUCAUAUUUUCUCACGUACCACAUGACCCCAUGAUUUAGGAAGGCAGAAUGAAGAGAAAAAGAUUUUUCCAGUCAUGGCUGAAUAUUGGCCACAUGGAGCAGGGAUGGAAACUACUCUUCAGUAUCACUCACUCUCCCCUCACAGCUCUACAACUAGAGCUUGUCACAGGCACUUGCUGAAUUGACUGCUCAGCCAAAAACUGUUGCUAAUUUGACAGUGGCCAUGACAAGGUCCAAGCUUUACUUGCAUAUCAAAUCUGCCAGGAGAGGGAGUGACUCUCAAAAGCAGACUCUAUCCCUGCUGCAUAUGGCUGGGAGCCCGGUAUCAUGCCAGCAGCCAUUCUAGCAUCCCCAUGCCUCCAUUCUGGUGUGAAAAAUCAAUUUUCUUGUUAAACUACACCCCCAGUUUUGAGGGAAGGUGCAUGUGGUAUGCAAGUGAAUACAGUACUUGGAAAUGCAAGUGACUUGUUGUGGAUGCAUACAAAGGAGAACCUAUUGACUUGAACAAGAAUAAACUCUGGCUAUUAGUGGUAGAAGUUAAAGACUUAGAUUCAGGUACCACUUCUGACCUCUUACGUGUGUUUUAUUGUAUUUUAGCUUAUAUUUUUAUUAAUGGAUGAGAUGGGUGGUAAGUCAAAUUGUGUUUUUAUUUAUACAGAAGUUAUCCUAUUUUGAGAUAAAAUAGUCUAAGAUUACUUAUGUGAAACUUUUUAUUUAGGGAAGGGGUUGACUUAGGAAGAUGUAGCUACUAUAAUAUUUAUCCUGUGAUUUCACAUUCUUCUGCUUGAUUGUCUUCCUUAAGACACAGCAUUACCAUUCAAAUGAAAGGAUUAAAAUAUAGUAUGCUGCUAGCACCUUAUCCAUGUUGUAAUACUAUAUGCCGUUCAUACCAAAAAAGAUAAAGGGCUUGAUUCAUUAACGGACUUUAGUGCUGCAAUGUCUAACUGAAAGAUGCUUGGGCUCUGGAGUGGAAUCUAGAGCUUGGUAUUUAGGCUUCCUGUGCAGUGCCCUGGCACAAGUAGGCCUCAAAGUCCAUCCGAGAAAUUCCACAUGCUGAGCAGGGAGCUGCCUACAGCUGGUCAAAAGAAAAUGCUACUUAAAUUGUGAUUCUCUCUAAAGUAGGGGUAGGCAACCCCUGGCACAAGUGCCAGAGCAUGGCACUUGAAGGCAUUUUGCUUGGCACAUAUGCCUUGGGAGCAGACGGCAGGGAAGGGACCAGGGCUAUGCUGCCACAACAAGGAUCAGGCCCCUCAUUGCUGCCUUGCCAUCUGCCCCUGGCAUGCCAGAAAUCUUACAAGUCAAGGUUGCGGGUGUUUUUGGCACUCUGCCCAAAAAUGUUGCUAAUCCCUGCUCUAGAGUUUCGGCACCUGCAGGCAGCUCCAAGUCAGAUGACUCCAUCAAAUCGGCACCCCCAGCCUGGAAUCCUCUCUUAAGGGUAAAUGUCUACAUCUGUUCUCAGAUAAAUAAGAGCAAAUCCUCUUCAAUUUAAGCAUGCUCAGGCAGUGUGGGCAGUGGAUCACGGCUCUGCCCUGGCUCCAGAUCACACUGUUACUGUUGCAAAAUCCUGGCCCUGGAGCAACUCCCUGCCCAGCCACAUACCCUGCCAGCACUGCUAGGGUCAAUCUCCAUGGAAACCCUGGCCCCUCCCAGUUGCUGCUGGGGUCUCCAUGGGAGUCAGCCACCAUGACACGGGCAGGGGCUGCUGGGAAAUGGAGUCCGUUAUGGGCCGAAUCCAGCCCAUGGGCUGGACUUUGCCCACCCUGGUUUAAACCCACGUCAUCUCAUCUAAGAGUGACAUAACCACUAUGUCACAGGAUUGUGUUCUCUCUUGUGCCGUCUGUGGCCCAGUGAUUCUACAUCCUUUUCUGUGCUUUGGCAGGAUGGGUAGGUAAUGCCCACCCACCCCAGCCUAGCCUAGCCUAGCCUAUAGUCUCAUGGUUAGUUCUGUUGUGUAAGCAGAGCUGGAUGUGCCUAUGUCUAAAGGAAGUUUUAUAGGGUGGGCACUAUUUGUACCACUUUGUUUUUUUACGCUUGUAAAAUAAAUUGACCAUAACUGCAUGUGAUCUCUUGUUGCCAGGAUGUGUUAGGCUUGCUCUGUGAGCACUGAGCAGCUUAUGACAUUCUAGGGGCUUAGGCACUGAGCUGCUCAGGGCGACUUCCAGGCAAAUGCAGAAACCCUACUUACGGUGUCUAGAAUAACCAGAAAAAAAAAAAUCAGACUACCAUAUUUUCUUGCAUAAAACAUGUAACAGCCACCUGAAUAAGAUGUGCAUCUUGUUUUUGAAAGGCAGAAUGAAGAGAAGAGAUCACUUCUUGGAAACAUUAGUAAGUAACCAAGUAGUGGCUUCUGCAGAGGAGCCUGUGCUGGUAUAUGGGAGAGGGAACAAAAGUAUCCAUAGUAAGCAGCUAGGGAACUCAAAACAUGCAGCACUUCCACCUCACUUUUCUUUCCCUGGCAAAGACAGAAACUUCUAUUUCUGUAUUUCAUCACUUAUCAUUUACACCCCAAUUACUAGAAGCUGAAUUUCAGGGGAAAAGAUGCAUGUUUUAUGUAAUUAAUAUAUGGUAACAGUAGCACCUAGCAAAUUCAGCUGGCUUGAGGGUUAUGUGGCAGCUGCACAUCUUUUUUUUUUGCGGACGAGGGGGAACAACUAAGGCAUCACAGUUCUGCCAGUGCCCAUUAUUGGGUCCAGCCCAACAUCUUCAGUCCCCAUUUGGGGUCAGAUUCCUAAGACUCCCAGUGAAGGCAGUGGUAUUACACAAACAACACACACCUAAUACUGUUUGAAUGUAUGCUGAGAAAAUUACACAGAGGUCUAGCAUUUCCAGUAAACUCAUGAACUUGGUUUGGGGGGGGAGGGGGAUUCCCCUCAUAACACAUGAUCAAGCCUUUUCUGGAGUUCCAUUUUCUUACACUUCGGCAGAGGUGAUAGUUAGAAAUGUGUGUUCAAGUGGUCAUGUGAACUACUUGAAGUGAAGAUGCCUUGAGUGCUGUAGAUGUGCUGGAAGGCUGCUCCAACAUGCUAGAAUUGUACAGCGUCAGAGAAGACUCAGUUGAGUCUGCUGGAGCAUGAUCGCUAGUACGCUCCAGCCAGCCUCUGCAUCUUGUGCGUCAGCAUCCCCACUCAUUAGCUUUAGUUAAAACACCCCUGCUGCCAGUUUGAAGCAUAGGGACGCUGAUACAUGAGAAGCUGCAGGUGCUUUAAUUAGAGCAGGUCUCGGAGCUGCUCUAGUUACAGCUCCCCCCCAAGCACGUGUAAAAAUGCCCCUUGUUUUUAUUAAUAAUGGAUCAUUAAGAAAUGUUGUUCAUCUGAGUUUGAAUCACCACUCUGAUUAUUUUGGAGCAUUUAACCUUUCAUGACAUGUCUUCUUUAUCUCCAGUGAGAAGGGAAUGCAUUGUUUUUCUUGGGUUCUCUCCCCAAAGAUUGCUCUUUUCUAUGUUGUUCAAUCUGAGUCUAACUUUUGUUUAGCUAGUUGAACCUGUUGUAUGGCUUAAUACCUUCUCAGCUCCUUGUGCCUUGUAGCUUUCUCUAUCAACACCAACACUAUCUUUUGUAAAAAGUGUUAGCAAAGAUUCAUUGUGGCUUGUUUCUCAUUGGACACUAAUAUGCUGAAUACAUCAGUUGUUUGUCAUUGCAAGAGAAAUCACUUAUUUCAGAUUGAGUUUUGCUGCUGGUGCCUUCCAAGAUGCUGCUGUAAACUACUGACAAAUUAAUAGAAAGAUAUCUAUU